AUGCCACCAAAGAUUAGGUAUCGACAUACAGCUUAUCGACCAAAAGCCGGUGACCCAAACAGGCCAAGGACUGUCCGGGGUGCUUACAUCUACAACCUCGUCGACUGCCUUCAAACCUGCCUCCUCCGUCGGGACCUCGACCGUGCGCGCCGGGCAUGGGCCAUUUUAGUGCGAUGUCCAGAUGUCCAUUGGCAUGAUUUGUGGCUCUGGGGCCUCUAUCUCCUUACCGACGGUGCCGACAGCUCAUUUUCACGCUUCUCACAGAACGAGCCAGGUAAAGAGGGCGAGCGCUAUCUCCAGUCUCUUCAGGUGGCUGCCAAGGAUGCUGACAAGCCGGUCAUUCUCUGUGAGCUUGUGCAGCACCUGAUCCGCGUAGGACGAUACCGUGCUGCUUUGGAAGAACUGGAGAUGUACAUCUCCUCCUUUCCGUACCUCAACUCGGCACAGCUGCUCACGUACGCUGGGCUGCUGCACUUCUAUCUCGCUCAACCUGAGUCAGCCCGCGGAGGAUCUGCGACAGACAACGCUGGCGGGACAAAGAAAGCGCACAGAGACGUAGGGGAAGAUGAGAGCGAGGGGAACUCGAUGCGCUCGAGGUCAAUGUCGGUUGAUUCUGUGGACCAUUCGGCCCCCAACCCGGAGAUGAUGCGCCAGGCGCGAAAAUGGUUCGGCAAGGCACUCAAGGUCGAUCCUCAACUGGCCGUAGCCAAGGAGUUUGCCGGUCUGAUCGAUGGUCCAAAUAAGGACGCGUCAGACGACGAGAUGGACCAGGACAGCUUCGACCGCGGAGAGACCAGGGAACGCCAGCCAUCCAUCAUCAGCGUCGACAGUGAGGGCGUCCCUGCAGCGUCGACAGCCAGAGUUGGUGACGACCAGGAUGACGACGAGUCUGCCAAGUGGGACGACGUUGAUGACAAGAGUGAUGACAAGAGUGACGACAACGGCGAAUAUAUGAGUGACGAGAAGAGUGACGACAAGUGGGACGACAAGGAGGGGGACCCUGAUGCCGACCUCUGGAAGUACCAGCGUCGCCGUGGGGACUCGAUAUCCAUCCACGGACCAAAAAUGUCGACCUCCCAGAAAGUCCGGGCUUCGGAGCUUGCCUCCAAGAACAAGGCCGACCUCCUUGUGCAGCUCACCGAGCUCCGCACUGAGCUCGCUGCUCUCCGCGUCCAGAAGGUCGUUGGUGGCUCGUCGUCCAAGCUCACCAAGAUCAACACCGUCCGCAAGUCGAUUGCUCGCGUCCUCACGGUCGUGAACCAGAAGCAGCGCCAGAACCUCCGCGAGUUCUACAAGAAGUCGAAGUACAUGCCCCUCGACCUCCGCUACAAGAAGACUCGCGCCAUCCGCCGCCGCCUCACCGCCAAGGAGGCCGGUGCCAUCACCACCAAGGCCCACAAGAAGGCCAUCCACUUCCCCCAGCGGAAGUUCGCCCUCAAGGCAUGA
This is a messenger RNA of Cutaneotrichosporon cavernicola, 1446 nucleotides long. RefSeq lists its product as uncharacterized. Gene Ontology annotation, biological process: translation; maturation of LSU-rRNA from tricistronic rRNA transcript (SSU-rRNA, 5.8S rRNA, LSU-rRNA); transcription initiation at RNA polymerase I promoter. Lineage: Eukaryota; Fungi; Basidiomycota; Tremellomycetes; Trichosporonales; Trichosporonaceae. Gene Ontology annotation, molecular function: structural constituent of ribosome; mRNA binding; RNA polymerase I core promoter sequence-specific DNA binding. Gene Ontology annotation, cellular component: cytosolic large ribosomal subunit; ribosome. The coding region runs from base 1 to 1446 and encodes 481 amino acids. The record is from RefSeq and is a predicted model, not a curated record. The transcript is spliced from 10 exons.